AGUUAACUGAAACUCACAACAAGUUCUUACCUUUUAUUCUCUCUCUCUCUCUCUUUCUCUCUUUCUCUCUCUACAAUUUGGUUGAACCCGCAAGGAAGAGACAUCUGCAGCUUCCAUUGAGAGCAAGGAACUUCCAAAAACUCUAACUUGCACUCUUUCCAGCUUAUUUUACCUGUGAUUGUUGUGCAGUUGAAGCUUUUUUGUUCUUUGUUUUUAGUGGGAAUUUACAUGAGCUUGCAGGAAUCUUCAUUCAUUUUCUGUUGUAAUCUCUGGCUCAGAAACUGAGUAAUCAAAGCUUAUUUGCUAAUAAAGCUGUUUUUUUUUUUAAUUAUUUUCUUGGCUUGUCAUGUUGGUUUUUUUCAUAUUAAUUGAGUGUGCUCAGUUUUAGGUAAAGGGGGUUGGCCUAAUUCUUUUGUUUUUUCUUAUUUUUGGCCUUCUACUUUGGUGCUUUCAUUGUUCAUAGAGUAGGUGAGAGUGUUCAUGCUGAGGAGGAACAAAACUCUUGUGCUUGUGAUGGGUGUUUCUGUGAUCCCUUGGAAAAUUAGAGCAUUAGUUGGAUCUUAAUAGGUGAAAAGAAGAGAACCCAUUUGAGAAAAUGCCUCAAGGGAGCAAAAAGAGCAUACAUUUUAGCAAACUAUAUUCUUUUCUUUGUUUGAAAUCUCCGUUUAGAGAUGGUCAUUCCCAAAUUGGGCAGAAAGGGUACUCAAGGGUUAUAUACUGCAAUGAUCCUGAUAACCAAGAAGCAAUUCAGUUGAAUUAUAGAGGCAACUAUGUUUCAACGACCAAGUAUACAGCUUUUAAUUUUUUCCCCAAGUCUUUAUUUGAGCAGUUCAGAAGGGUUGCAAAUAUCUACUUUCUUAUUGUUGCGUGUGUUUCAUUUAGUCCAUUGGCACCUUACACAGCUCUAAGUAUUGUUGCACCGUUGCUUGCUGUGAUUGGAGCUACUAUGGCCAAGGAAGCUGUAGAAGAUUGGAGGAGGAGACAGCAGGAUAUAGAGGCAAACAACCGAAAGGUUCAGGUAUAUGGUAGAAAUUAUACAUUUUUUGAGACUAGAUGGAAGAAGCUUCGUGUUGGUGACAUCAUUAAAGUGUUUAAGGAUGAAUUCUUUCCUGCUGAUCUUCUUCUGCUUUCAUCAAGCUAUGAGGAUGGGGUUUGCUAUGUUGAGACAAUGAAUCUUGAUGGAGAAACUAAUCUAAAAUUAAAGCAUGCCCUGGAGGCGACAACUCAUCUUCGUAAUGAAAAAUCUCUCCAAAAGUUUAGGGCUGUGGUCAAAUGUGAGGAUCCUAAUGAAAAUCUGUACUCAUUUAUAGGUACUUUAGAAUAUGAGGGUAAAGAACACCCUCUUUCCUUGCAGCAGAUCCUUUUAAGAGAUUCUAAGCUGAAAAACACUGAAUAUAUCUAUGGUGUUGUUAUCUUUACUGGCCAUGAUACAAAAGUGAUGCAGAAUUCCACUGAUCCUCCAUCCAAGAGAAGCAAAAUUGAGAGAAAAAUGGAUAAGAUAAUCUACAUCCUCUUUAGUACUUUGAUUUUGAUAUCCUUUAUUGGUUCUGUCUUUUUCGGUGUUGAGUCCAAAAAGGAUAUUAGUACUGGCAGGCAUAGAAGAUGGUAUCUUCGUCCAGACAAUGCAACAGUGUUUUACGAUCCUAGAAGGGCAACACUUGCUUCUGUUCUUCAUUUUCUGACCGCCCUUAUGUUGUAUGGAUAUCUAAUUCCAAUAUCGCUUUAUGUGUCCAUAGAAAUUGUGAAAGUUCUGCAGAGUAUUUUCAUCAACCAAGAUCAGGAAAUGUAUUAUGAAGAAGCAGAUAGGCCAGCUCAUGCACGCACAUCUAAUUUGAACGAGGAACUUGGUCAAGUUGAUACAAUAUUGUCUGACAAAACUGGUACUUUGACAUGUAACUCAAUGGAGUUUGUUAAAUGUUCCAUAGCUGGAAUUCCAUAUGGUCGUGGUAUGACAGAAGUGGAGAAGGCACUUGCUAGGAGAGGGAGAAAUGGGGAAUCUGAAGUUGAUGAUGUAUCAUCUGAGUUCUUGGGCCAGAGUAGUGAUGCCGUGGACUCUCAGCACCCAAUUAAGGGCUUUAACUUUAGAGAUGAACGAGUAAUGAAUGGGCAGUGGGUUAAUGAACCACAUCCAGACAUCAUUCAGAGAUUCUUUCGAGUUUUGGCUAUUUGUCAUACAGCUAUUCCAGAUGUACAUAAAGAAUCAGGAGAAAUUUCCUAUGAAGCUGAGUCACCAGAUGAAGCAGCUUUUGUCAUAGCUGCAAGGGAGCUUGGUUUUGAGUUUUUUGCAAGGACACAAACAAGCAUAUCAUUGCAUGAGUUGAAUUAUGAAAGUGGAAAAAAGGUUGACAGAGUGUACCAGCUUCUGCAUGUCUUAGAGUUCAGCAGUUCCCGCAAAAGAAUGUCAGUGAUAGUGAGGAAUGCAGAAAAUCAAUUAUUGCUCCUAUGCAAGGGUGCAGACAGUGUUAUGUUUGAAAGGCUCUCGCAAUAUGGAAGACAGUUUGAGGCUGAGACCAAAGAUCAAAUCAAAAGAUAUGCGGAGGCAGGUUUAAGAACUCUUGUAGUCGCAUACCGCGAACUUGGUGAAGAAGAAUAUAAGCUGUGGGACAAGGAGUUUACAAAGACCAAAACUUCUGUAGCAGCAGACCGAAAUGCACUAGUGGAUGCUGCUGCUGAUAAGAUGGAAAGAGAUUUGAUACUUCUUGGUGCUACAGCAGUUGAGGAUAAGCUGCAAAAGGGGGUUCCUGAAUGUAUUGUAAAGCUUGCCAAGGCAAGAAUCAAGUUAUGGGUAUUGACUGGGGACAAGAUGGAAACUGCUGUCAACAUAGGGUAUGCUUGUAGUUUACUUAGACAAGACAUGAAACAGAUAGUGAUCACUCUUGAUUCACCAGAUAUCCUAUCCUUGGAAAAACAAGGGGACAAGGAGGCUCUAAUAAAGGCCUCUCUUGAAAGCAUUAAGAAGCAAAUUAGUGAGGGAGUAUCACAAAUCAAGUCUGCGAAAGAGAGUUCUAAUACAGAUAAAGGAAGUUCUUCUGACUUACCAAAGAAAAAAAAAGGAAGUUCUUCUGAAUUUGCCUUGAUAAUUGAUGGGAAGUCCUUGGACUAUUCUCUUAACAAGAUUUUGGAGAUGUCCUUCUUUGAGCUAGCAAUUAAUUGUGCUUCUGUCAUAUGUUGUCGAUCUUCACCCAAACAGAAAGCUCGUGUUACAAGAUUGGUGAAAUUGGGAACAGGAAAGACAACGUUAUCUAUAGGCGACGGGGCAAAUGAUGUUGGCAUGCUUCAGGAAGCUGAUAUUGGAGUUGGCAUAAGUGGUGCUGAAGGGAUGCAGGCUGUAAUGGCAAGUGAUUUUGCAAUAGCUCAAUUCCGUUUUCUGGAGCGUUUGUUGUUGGUACAUGGCCACUGGUGUUAUAGGCGAAUAUCAUUGAUGAUAUGCUAUUUUUUCUAUAAAAACAUUGCAUUUGGAUUUACCUUAUUUUGGUUUGAGGCAUAUGCUUCUUUCUCCGGUCAACCUGCCUACAAUGAUUGGUACAUGUCAUUUUACAAUGUUUUCUUCACUUCACUUCCAGUAAUCGCUCUAGGUGUAUUCGAUCAGGAUGUUUCUGCCAAACUUUGCCUGAAGUAUCCCUUUCUAUAUCUAGAAGGAGUAGAGGACACCCUCUUCAGCUGGCCCCGGAUUAUUGGCUGGAUGUUGAAUGGAGUCAUUAGCUCCAUAGUAAUCUUCUUCUUGACUACUAAUUCAGUCUUAAAUCAAGCCUUCAGAAGAGAUGGUCAAGUGGUUGAUUUUGAAAUACUUGGGGUCACAAUGUAUACUUGUGUGGUGUGGACAGUGAAUUGCCAAAUGGCACUUUCCAUCAACUACUUCACUUGGAUCCAGCAUUUUUUUAUCUGGGGUAGCAUUGCCUUUUGGUAUGUAUUCGUGUUAGUUUAUGGUUAUCUCUCUCCAGCCAUAUCCACAACAGCUUACAGGGUCUUUGUGGAAGCAUGUGCUCCCAGUGUUCUAUAUUGGCUAGUUACCCUUUUGGUUGUUGUGUGUGUGCUUCUACCCUAUUUCUCCUAUAGGUCUUUCCAAAGUCGAUUUCUACCUAUGUACCAUGAUAUUAUACAGAGAAAACAUGUAGAAAGGUCUGAAAUUGACAUGUCUGAUGAGUUACCCAAACAAGUUCAGGGCAAACUAAUACAUCUGAGAGAGAGAUUGAAGCAAAGGGAGGUGUAAAAUGUAAAAAAAUGCUUCUAAACUUAUGUUCUUGAAAAUUGAUUUGUAUUUGGUUUCUUGCUGAGUUUGGAAGUGGCAAUGAGGUUGUAAGCAUUGGAAAUAGUCUUAUAUAAAUAUGUAAUUACUUUUCCACUUUAUGUUACAU
Molecule: messenger RNA, 4355 nt
Organism: Gastrolobium bilobum
Lineage: Eukaryota; Viridiplantae; Streptophyta; Magnoliopsida; Fabales; Fabaceae
Product: probable phospholipid-transporting ATPase 8
Exons: 11
Coding region: 596-4210 (1204 amino acids)
Biological process (GO): phospholipid translocation
Cellular component (GO): plasma membrane
Molecular function (GO): magnesium ion binding; ATP binding; ATPase-coupled intramembrane lipid carrier activity
Source: RefSeq, a predicted model, not a curated record